AUGCCUCUGUUCUCUGAAAGUUCAACCACUGAACUGGAAACAGAAUUUACCACAAAUCUCAAAUCUUCUGAGUUCACUGUCACUCCAACUGUAUUUGAGUCAACAUCUCUUUCCGAAAUGACUACAGCCAUCACUUCUUCCCCUGCACAAGAAUCCACCACCUCCCCUAUUUUAUCUGAAUCUGCAACCAUUCCACAAGCAACAGAAUCCAUCACGAUGUCUCAGGUAACUAACGUAGUUCUGACAGCUAAUUCUGAAGCCACUAUCAACCCACAAGAACAUGAACCGCCCACUACAUCUUCAUUCUCUCAAACUGCAACCGCUCCCAAGAAAACAGAAUUUACCACCAGUCUCAAAUCAUCUGAAGUGACCAUCACCCCUGUUGUGUCUGAAACCACAAACACACCACAAAAAUCAGAAUUCCCAACGAGCUUCUCAUUGUCUGAUUCCAGCAAAAUACCAUCUUUUCCUGAAUCUACAACUCUCUCCAAGGGUACUGAAACCUCCAUGCCUCACCUCUCAACCAACGUAACCACCCCAACGUUGACCGAAACUACAUCAACUCCCCAAAAAACUGAACAUACAACCAUCCCUAUGUCCACAUCAAGUGCCACUUACCAGGCAAUACAAAAUACUACCAACACUAAAAAAACUCAAAUAAUUACAACCACUUCUUUAUCUAAAUCUCAGAUUACUGCCCAAGUAGCUCAAUCAACCUCAAUUCCUCAAGCAACCGAAUCCUUCAUAAUGUCACCAUCUUCUGAGUCAGUUACAUCUCCACCACCUGAAUCCAUCACCACUCUGUCUGAAUCAAAGUUCACCACAACCUUAACUGAAUCUGAAUCGUCCACCCCAACUUUAUCCGAGUCAUCUUCCAAUACCCAAGAAAGUGAAUACCCUAUUGCCUCCUCUCCUUUAUCUACAUCCAUAACUACUCCUGCAACAAAUGAAUUCAACACCACAUCGACAUCGCCCUUAUCAACAGAGAACCAGCUAACAUUUGAAAAUACAAUUAUUAUAUCCACAUCACAAUCCAUUGCCAAUUCACCUCUUACUGAAACCAUCACCCCAACUUUGUCUCAAACCACGCCUACUACUCAGGUAACUGAAUCCACAAACAAAACACCACUAGCAACAUAUGCAACCAUUCCUCAAACAACUGAAUCCACUACCACCUCGCUUUUGAUUGAGCCCACAACCUUAUCUCCCACAUCUGAAUCCACCAUCGUUCUUUUGUUAUCUCGCUCCACAAACUCUCCUGAAACAACAGAAUCUCGACCACUUCCCCAAUAA
This is a messenger RNA of Polypterus senegalus (gray bichir), 1293 nucleotides long. RefSeq names its product mucin-2-like. Bases 1 to 1293 code for a protein of 430 amino acids. The record is from RefSeq and is a predicted model, not a curated record. The transcript has a single exon. NCBI's taxonomy places the organism in Eukaryota, Metazoa, Chordata, Cladistia, Polypteriformes, Polypteridae.